UUAAGCCCUCAAUAUAACAGAGUAAUUAAGACUUAGAGCUGAUGCGGCUGAUAAUGGGUAAAAAGAAAACCCUUCUCUCUCCUCUUAUCCUCCCCGGACUUCUUCUUCUUCUUCUUUCUUUCUUUUCUCAUCCCAUCUAAAACUCAUAAUCCUCACGUCGUCGUUUCUAUCAAAGAGCUCGAGAAACUCAAACAACCUCGUCAUUGUUUUUAAAGAAAUUAACCUGACCUAGCCAUCCAGCGUCAGCACCAACAGCAGCAAUGUCAAUCUUCCAAUAGAUACUAAUGAAGCAAACAAUGGCUAACGAUGGUGGCAUGCUAAUUGAGGAUCUGUUGAAUUUUUUGUAUUCUAGUUUAUUAUUUGUAGGAUUUGUUGCUUUGACUUAUGAUUAUGUAGCUGACGAUGCUAUGGAUAUGCUUGGAGAGAGAGAUUUGGAUAUGAUUUCAAAACUCCAUCCUUUGUUGAUUUCAUGGCCUAUUGAUUCUAGUUUAUCUCAUUAAAAUGCUUUUUUGCUCAAGCGUAUUGAGCAUGCUAAGUUGUGGCUGUUAAGCUGUGGCUUUUCUAAACUGUAGUUGUUAAUUUAUGUGGGUUUAUUUUGCUGAUCGGCGAUGGUGGCGGCGCCGGCGGGUGGCAGUGGCAGUGGCGUUAGUUAUGGUUUGAUGGUUGGUGGGGGUAAAAAUAGAAAAGUAAUUGUAACUUAUUUUAUUUUAUUUUAAUGAUAAUUAUUUGUUUAUUUCUUAAUGUAAUAAUAACAAUAUUUUUAUUUUCUUUGUAAAUGAAAAUUAUUUCUUUUAUUUUCUAGUGCAUUAGUGGAUAUUGUAAGCCAAUCAGUUAUUGACACAUCAGCUGUAGUGAGUCAUUUAUUUUAUUCUGAUAAAGAUAAUUGACAUGUCAUUAAGAUUUAAACUAUAGACUUUUAAUACUUUGAAGAUUUAUUUGCGCCUAAAAAUAGUUUGAGGGCUAAUCGGUCCUACCACCAAACAUUAAGGGCAAAAUGCACAUUUCUCCAACUAAUACCUGUCUAUCAAAAUCAAAACCUCCCACGCGUUUCGACUUCCUCCCUUCCUUCUCCGGUGUCCUCUUGCCGCGUGUUACGAGGGUUAGCAAUGAAGUUUGAUAGAGAAACUCAUGUUCAUGGACAAUUUCCUGAGUUUGGAGCUAUUUUUAUGUCUAAUAAUGCCACAAAGAAAGAAUGUUUUAGACGGAAACUAUUAGGCCUUCCAUCUGGGCAAACUCAUUUUGUAAAGCAGGUUAAAGCUCGAAUGAUCUUAUUUCUGUUUGAGUUUGAGAGGAGAGAACUUCAUGGUGUAUUUCAGGCGUGCACUGACGGUGCAAUUAAUAUUGUGCCCAAUGCAUUUAAAUCAUCUGGAAAACAAUUCCCUGCACAGGUAAAAUUUUCCCCAAUUUGGCAUUGCACUCCGCUUCCUGAAAGUGAAUUUCGUGAUGCAAUAGAGAAUUAUUUUUCAGCAAGCAAGUUCAAUUUUGGGUUGUCUGAGAAACAGGUUCAGCAGCUUUUAUCAUUGUUCGGUCGAAGAAAGUUAAAAGAUAAAAACUUUGACAGACAUUUCACCCAAAGCAAGGGUGGAAAACAAAUUGGAUUGGCUGUAAAUAUAACUAGAAAACCAGUUGAUGAUGGCCGCGUUUUAGCAAUUAACAAUGAUAAAGAUGAAGAAACUGCAAUUGUCAAGUUUGUAUCAGGCAGCAGCAAGUGCUCUGGGGACUAUGUCGACAACUAUAUAAGAGCAAUUGAUGCUGAUAUGUCUGCAAGCACUUCCGUAGGACAUGGGCAUAAAACGGAGAGUGAUUUUGGCAUGCAGCAGUUUGGGAAACCUCUGGGCAGAAUAGGAAGAUCUUUCGACGAUAUCCAGUUCUUAGAGGGCAAUGAAAUUGGAAAUAAACAUGCUAUGAAUAUUGAUCCUAUGUCAGUUAGUAUAACCGACUAUUCUAGGCAUCCAUUCACCAUUGUUAGAAGCAUUGCUAAUCAUGUCAGUGAUGCAAUGAUUUCUGGGCUAGAAAGCAAAUGGGAUGAGCAUGAUGCUUUCCAGCCACGUGUCUCAGCUGAGCACCUUGAUUUGUUUCAGUCUAAUCCAUCUGCAUAUUCUAGCAAGUCCAUUUCAGAAGAAAUGUCUUUGAUGAAUGAUCAGCUUCAACAAUCUUCUGCAAUGGAUAGGUCAGUAGCUCCACAAAAUUUGAAUUCUUAUUCGAUAUCUAGCCAGGAUGCAGUUGUUACAAACAGUCUGUCCCUGCCUUAUGACCCUGAUGUCCCUGCCCUUAACUAUAUGUACUCAUGGCCACCUGAGCUAUCAAGGUCGGUGCCUGAAUUUUCUGUUCGCAGCAGUAUAUUUCCACACCUUGAAAAUCAGUCAUUAUCAUCAUAUAUAGAAUCUAAAAAUACAAGCAGAUGCCGAAACCUUAAUUCUGAUGUAUUGGAUAAUGUUCCUUUAUCUUGUCCUAGUUUGGAUAUGUUUCCUUAUUCAAAUAGUAUUAUGUAUUCUGUUUGUGAGAGGAAGCGAGAAAGUGUCUUCUCUCGCUUGGCACUACCUGCAGAUUUAAGUGAACAAGGAGUUGGACAUGUUGAAUGUGGUAUAGAUUCAUCAGUGGAUGAUGUCAUGGCCAUGUUGCACCUCAAUGGUUUUAAUGGGGCGAAGGCAAAACGUUUAAAGAAGCUGAAUCAAAGGCAGGCUGACAUGGCCGACUUGAGGAAGAAAAGACAGGUGACUGGGAACUCAAAGGAGAGAGACAAACAUCAGAUUUCUUCUGGGGAAGAGGAAGUCAUCCAAAAAGUAGAACAGAUACCUUUUCUUGAUUUCAAGCGUCGUAGUGAAGCCCGGAAGUUUCAAGAUGAUGCCAAUGGUAAGGGAUGUAAUGAGAAUGUUGAGAAAAGUGGAUCCCCAGAUGGGCAACGUAAAAGGAGAAAAUUGAUUAGGCCAAACUUCAGUAUGGGCGAAUCGUCCGAUGAUGUCAUGGUUGGAAGCAAGGAUAAGAGAAGCCAUAAAUUAGAGAUCAUGGAGUUAACCUUCCAAAGAAAUGUAGAUAAUGAGCAAAAUCUUCAUAUUGGACGUGAAGAAAAGAAUGUGAAUGUUGAGGAAAGUUUAGACUAGGAAAGAGAAGAGAAUAUGGAAAGUAGUGCAUUGUCCUUCCGAAAUGCAGCUGAAAAGAGGAAAGAAGAAUCAGAAGUUUUUGAGUUGCCGGUGGUGAGAUUAAUAUAAACUAGUGGCGUAUUCUAUGGUCAUUAUUAUUUUGAUCAUAAAAUUAAGUUGAUAGAUAUAAUUUAAUAUAAUUUUUAAUUUUUAAUAUUAAUUUAUAAUAUUUUAAAAAAUAAUAACAAAUUAAUUAUUUUUA
Ricinus communis (castor bean) is the source of this 3342-nucleotide messenger RNA. RefSeq lists its product as uncharacterized. NCBI's taxonomy places the organism in Eukaryota, Viridiplantae, Streptophyta, Magnoliopsida, Malpighiales, Euphorbiaceae. The record is from RefSeq and is a predicted model, not a curated record.